GUAAUUAUAAAUCAGCUGUCAGCUGGAGUGAUUGGUUUUUCUUUUUGUUGUGCGCUGGCCGAAAGAAAAAAUAGUAUAGCCAGUGUUUUGCUGGUUAUUUUAGACCCGAAACUCUAGCAAACGGCCGAGUACUUUGCGGAGGAGCCCACAUUAAAGAUGGUUCAAGUGGGCAACUGGAUUUUCAACCUGCUUUUGCUGGCCAUUUCGAUGGCGUCAGCAUAUGCCGACGUCACAACGCAAAACGCUCUGCUGGGUGGCAGUAAGAAACACAAGGAAAUCCAAAUCCCAGAAGCUCCAUCCCAGAAUUUGGUGUGCCACAAGAUGCUGCGGCACGUUUUCGAGAAUGCCACGCCGCGGGAUGAACAACAGGCGGGCGUCUUCGAGGAGUACAAGCCCCCGCCGGAUUCGGUGGAGCCCCUGGAGGAGGAGGCCUACCUCUGGAACUGCCUGCAGGCGUGCUGCGAGAAGCCCCGAAAUGCCACCAGUUCCUGCAACGUGGUGCUCGUCUUCAAGGGCAAGUGCUACCACAUCCGUUGCCAGAGCAACCAGGCCUGUUUGCCCAAGCUACGGGUUCGGAUGCCCAACGAGAAGGUGCAAAUGGUGCUGGUGAAUCCCCUGGGCGAGGCCACCUGGCCACAGCUCCUCAAGGCGGAGGCCGCCAAGCAGAAUGCCGAGAUCCUGCCCUACGACGAGGCGGCUUUGAAUUUCUGGAAGCAGCCCAGGCGAUUGGGCUACCUGGCUCGCAAUCAGGAAACCCCCGUUUAUGAGGAUGACGAUUUCCCUUUGGCCGACAAGCGGAUGAAUCAAAUGAUCUUCCAGCCCGACGAGAACGAUGUGUUGGCCAACGAAGAGCUGGGCUACUAUGAUACCAAUGCCAAGUUUACAGCCUGUGAUGUGGAGAACCCUUGUCCACCUCCACAGCAAUGUGUUCCUCUCCAACCGAAUGCCGUGCGAGGAGUUUGCACCUGUCCCGAGGGAUUCGUGUGGAACAAACAGAGGAAAUGUGUAAUGGCAGCGGUGCCCUAUAGCUCCUAUCUCACCAGCAAUGAGGCAGGACAGCAGGAGGCGGCUGCUAGUGAGAAUUCACCAGAGGUAUCUGCUCCUCCUUUGAAAACCGAGCAGAGUAAGGAUAUUGUGGUGUCCGUAAUGUCCAAGGAAGUUCGCCUGCCGGAACAGGAGGUUACCCUCGCCGCCUUUACGGUUCCCGAUGAGCAGACCAGCGAUACCAAGUACAAAUACCUGUGGACACUCAUUUCCCAACCGAAAGGUCCCAUGAACGGCACCAUUUCGGAUCAGAGCAAGUCCAAGGUGAAGCUAUCGAAUCUUUCCGAGGGCCUGUACACCUUCAAGGUUACAGUAACCGGGGACAACGGAACCUUUGGCGAGGCAACGGCAAAUGUAACCGUUCUCCCAGAGAACCGCAUCAAUCAGCCGCCUCAGGUGAUCAUUUCGCCCAGGGAGCAGAUCAUCCGGCAGCCCACAACUAAUGCCAUACUGGAUGGCAGCACCAGCACGGAUGACGAUAAGAUCACCAAUUGGCACUGGGAGGUGAUCUCGGGACCCAUUGGUUAUCAGCCAGUUUUGCCCGAGGUUAAUACCCUCCAACUGGAUCUCACUUCCCCGGGAAACUAUACCUUCAAGUUGACCGUAACCGAUUCGAAUAACGUGACCAACUCCACCACGGCCACCAUUGCGGUUCUCAAGGAAACCGACUAUGCUCCGGUGGCGAAUGCCGGUGAUGCGGUGAUUUUAUAUCUCCCAAACAAUAAUGUCACUCUGAACGGAACUGCCAGCUCGGAUGAUCACGAGAUCGUCGCCUGGGAGUGGACCAAGGAUGCCAGCGAUGAGGCCAAGGCUGUGGAUAUGCAGAACACAAGAACUCCCUACGUUCAGUUGUCCAAUCUGGAGGAGGGCAUGUACACCUUUGUGCUCAAAGUCACCGAUGGCAGCGGGCAAUCCAGCACAGCCAAGGUCCAUGUCUUUGUGAAGCCCCCAACGAACUCACCGCCAGUCGCCGAGGCAGGAACUAAUACGACCACUAGCUUACCCAUUAACUGGGUGCUUUUGAAUGGUUCCGAAUCCAAAGAUGAUAUUGGCAUCAAGACUUAUUCAUGGAAGCAAUUGAGCGGACCCAAUAAUGCUGUCAUCUUGAAGUCUAACUCAUCGAUUGCCAAUGCUACAUCCUUAACUUUAGGUCUCUAUGAGUUUGAGUUGAGUGUAGCAGAUGAAAACAAUAACACGGCUACGGACACCAUCUGGGUGAAGAUUGUUCAAGAACGCAAUGCCGCCCCAAUAGCCAACGCUGGCGGAGAUCACACCAUCACUUUGCCAGCAACAGCCAUUUAUUUCAAUGGCUCCAAAUCCAGGGACGAUCUGGCUGUAGUCAAAUACCUUUGGACACGUGAUGAGCACAGCCUGGCCGCUGGAGUCAUUGUGGCCGAGACCGACAAGGAACCAGUGAUGAUUUUAACAAAUCUUGUGCAAGGUCGCUAUGUUUUCACGCUGACUGUGAGCGAUGAUCAGGGGUUGACCAGUUCAGAUACGGUCAGCGUGAAUGUCCGACGCGAUCCCAAACUGCUAAACUUGGUUCAAAUGACCCUGCCCAUGGGCAUCUCGGUGCUCGCACAAUCCGAACUGGAUUCCGUGGUGCAGAAACUACAGCUUCUGCUGGGGGACGAGAACAAGAUUCAGGUCAGGGAGCUCAAAUACGAUCUGCAUACCGAUGCCACUGUUCUGGUCUUUUAUGUGAACGAUGGUUUGGGAAAGGCACUAGAUGGCCUGCAAGUGGAGCGCCAGUUGAGGACUCAACUCCAGAAAGAUGCUUCUAUAUUGGGCGCAUUUGCUGUCGACAUUCGCACCACCGUUUGUCAAAAUGAUUGUUCCGGUCAUGGAACCUGUAAUCCCAUUACACGGGCUUGCAUAUGCGAGGCAUUCUGGAUGCCUUCAGCAGGUUACUUCUUCAAUAAUCAGGAGGCCAAUUGUGACUGGUCUAUAUUGUAUGUGUUUGUUGGAGUGAUUGUUGGCUGCCUGUUGCUAUCUGGAGUAUUUUGGGGCAUCGCCUGUGCGUGCAGACAAUCGAAGAAGCCGCGACUUCGCCAGAAAGUGCAAAAAUAUUCAUUGAUAGGUAACAAGGAUGAAGAAGCCGCCAAUUAUUCCCGCAACACAUCGCUGACCGAAUCGGAGACGGAUUCCGAUGUCCUUUUUGAGACCCGGACCAAGUCAAAUGGCCUGGGCAAGCACAAGUCGCACAGUCAUGGCCAUGGAAGUAGUGGCGGCAGCGGAUCUUCCGGUCGGGAUGGCCACAAGUAUGGAGCACAAAAGUUGGGCCGCAAGAUUAAGGCAUAAAAAUAUAGGCAUAUGUGUGUGUUAGUCGAUCUACUAUACUGUGUGUGUGAUAUCUAUUUGUAUUUCUAUAAUGUACUCGGAUCUUUUGUACUUUCCGCAAAGCCGUCUGAAGUCAAGUUGUCUAUAAGUUCCUUUACGUGCAAUUAUGUUUAAGUUAAGAGUUUUUCUUUUAGAUUAUUUUAAGCUGCUGCUGUGCAACAAACCUUGUUUAUAACGUUUAGUUUUACUGCAUUUAUACUGCGAUACUUUUUAUGUGUGUAUAUAGACAUAGCUGUUCACAAUCAAUGUAACAACCAACAUGUAACUGCUUAAAAGUGCAUUAUUACCCACAUUAAACGAAACCAAUAGAUGAAA
This is a messenger RNA of Drosophila takahashii, 3699 nucleotides long. RefSeq names its product dyslexia-associated protein KIAA0319 homolog. Gene Ontology annotation, biological process: neuron migration. The record is from RefSeq and is a predicted model, not a curated record. Lineage: Eukaryota; Metazoa; Arthropoda; Insecta; Diptera; Drosophilidae. Gene Ontology annotation, cellular component: cytoplasmic vesicle; membrane.